GGGUUGGGACACAAAUUCGCCAUGCAAAACCGCUCCCGCCAUUCGUGAGGCUCGGUCUUCUCUUGUUUUGGAAGAACGUGAACUUGCGGCUAUGGUGUCUCACGGGUCUGGCUCGGCUAUGGUGGCCUCGGUCGACGACGCGCCACUCCCCUCGGAUAACUCAAGCUCACGCCGAGGGAAAUCAAAAAAUUCCCGCGGCCAAAAUUCUGGAACUGGCCGUAAGGGGGGCUCGGGCCGCGGCUCAGGCAGCGGCAAAAUCACCGGUGGCCGCGGUAAUUCUGCCCGAAGCAGCGGCGGUCAGCAGCAGUGGACUACCGGCAGUGGCGGUCAGCAGCAGUUUGGCCACUGGCAGUGGGUCCCCCAGCCCCGCUGGGCAGCUCCUCCUCCCUGCCCGUACCCGACAGCCUCUUGGGCUCGUCCGCCGCCAGUCCCGCCACGGCAGCAGGGUAUUUUGGGCCCUCCUCCAGCUCAGCAGCUCUACACGGCGGCGGUGGCUUCUCCCGGGUCGUAUGUUCCAACCGACAUUGAGUCCGCAAUGCACACCAUGACCUUGAACCCGCCCGACCAAAAUUGGUACAUGGACACCGGAGCCACUUCUCAUAUGACAUCCUCGGACGGAUUUUCAGACGGGGAAGCCACUAAUGCGGUGUGAUAGUCGGGGAGAUCUUUAUCCGGUUACCACCAUCAAAUAUCCAACCACCACUCCAUCAAACUUUGUGGCGUUGUCUUCUCCUUUUUGGCAUGCUCGCUUGGGUCAUCCGGGAAAUUCUAUCUUAGAUUGUCUUAGGGUUCGUAAAAGCAUUGAAUGUAAUAAAUCUAGUCUUUCUAGUAUUUGUCGUUCUUGUGUUCUUGGUAAACACAUUAAGUUCUUGUUUGA
Lycium ferocissimum is the source of this 877-nucleotide messenger RNA. RefSeq lists its product as uncharacterized. The record is from RefSeq and is a predicted model, not a curated record. NCBI's taxonomy places the organism in Eukaryota, Viridiplantae, Streptophyta, Magnoliopsida, Solanales, Solanaceae. The transcript is spliced from 2 exons. The coding region runs from base 92 to 652 and encodes 186 amino acids.